AACGAAAAAAGCCGAGCGGAACCGAGUUGUCCAGCGACCAUUUUCGCGAUUGCGUCCGCCAUUGUUGAAGUCUUUAGCUAGUAGCAGUGUUACAGUUUUCGUCUUGUCUGUUUUUAAAAACUCAGAGACAAUGCCGUCUCUGUUAUUUUGCGGGCCCAAAUUAGCCGCCUGUGGGAUUGUGUUAAGCAUCUGGGGAGUCGUCAUGUUGGCGAUGCUGGGGAUCUUCUUCAGUGCAAAAUCUGCUGUGCUGAUCGAGGAUGUUCCCUUUACUGAGGAAGACAUCAGAAAUGACAAAAACCCACCCCAGGCAAUCUACAGCCUGUACAACCAGGUGGCCAUCAACUGCUUCAUUGCUGCUGCUGUUUAUGUUGGAGUGGGUGCUAUUUCUCUAUGCCAGGUUCGCCUGAACAAGCGCCAGGAGUACAUGGUGACAUAAGCGAAAGAUGUCAAGCACUCCACCAAAUCUUCCAAACGUUAUUUAUUUGCAGAUGACUUUAUUUAUUAUAAUGGAUUGGUUGUAGUAGCAGUUCAAGGUUUCCGUCUUUAGAAACGUAACAUGAAAAAAAUGGAAAAUAUAGACACAAAUUAAAAGUUUACUCUAUCGAUGAUAAUCUAAACAAUUAUAAAAUAAACUUUAAAAUGUUCUUUUGCAUGUGUGUGAAGAUGGAUGUUUUGUGAAUUACACAUUCCCACAACAGACUGAGGAGAGGAGACGGUAGAAUCAAUUAAUCACUGGACCACAAAAAGACCAGCUGUUAAUGAUAAAUUAUUCUGCAGCAUUGUACGGUCAAAAACAGAGUGACUUUGGUGUGAAAACAUUCCUGUCUAUUAAUGUGUGACUCUUUAUAGUAAUAGAAAUGUGUUAUUUAUUAAGUGCAUUAUGUAUUCAUCUCUUCAUGUUGGAAAUUAUACUUGCUCACAGUGCUUAAGUUAUUUUUUUUUCCAUUCCCUGUCUACAUUAUAUGAAUGUGAUGGCAGUGAGACAUUACCCUGAAUAACAUGUCACUGGAAAUAAAAGGCUUAUUGUUUAAA
Pangasianodon hypophthalmus (striped catfish) is the source of this 1032-nucleotide messenger RNA. RefSeq names its product ribonuclease, RNase K b (gene rnasekb). Gene Ontology annotation, molecular function: RNA endonuclease activity. The transcript is spliced from 3 exons. Bases 131 to 436 code for a protein of 101 amino acids. The record is from RefSeq and is a predicted model, not a curated record. NCBI's taxonomy places the organism in Eukaryota, Metazoa, Chordata, Actinopteri, Siluriformes, Pangasiidae.